Parnassius apollo (apollo) is the source of this 1506-nucleotide messenger RNA. NCBI's taxonomy places the organism in Eukaryota, Metazoa, Arthropoda, Insecta, Lepidoptera, Papilionidae. The record is from the annotation of a GenBank genome assembly.
AUGCCAAAAAUUGUGCGCACCGUCAGGAUGGCGUUUGCUGGAACAAAUGUCAGUUUGUCCCAGCCGGAUAUAACGCAAAAACUGACGGAGCGCAUAGAUGAUCUGAAGCAAAGAAUCGCUGCUUGGGGAAAGCGGAUUCGGCGAUAUACCGAGAGGUCGACACGGUUCAACCAGAAUCGUCUCUUCCAGAGUGAUCAGAAGAGGCUCUAUGCAUCAUUGGAGCGACCAAUAGUAAGUGGAACGGGCCCAGCAGCGAAUCAGGCCGACACUGUAGCAAUCUGGCGCGGCCUGUGGUCAGAGCCCGUAAAACACAGCGAGGGCCCUUGGACGGAAGUUGUGGCGAGUCAGUGUGCGGGUAUUACGCCCAUGGACCCCGUCAUCAUAACACCGGAUGACGUAGCUGAGGCGAUCCGUAGGGCCCCGAACUGGAAAAGUCCGGGGCUUGACGGGCUGCAUCAUUACUGGCUGAAGAGGUUCAUGUCAUUCAGCAUCCUGCCAAGAGGUGUGAGCGCCGUGCCUAGGCAAAAUUGUGAGUGCAAAGGUCCGUUUGUGCAUAUGACCCAACCACGAAACGGUGCCGGGCUUGGGCGUCUCCCGUUAUUUGGCACCCAUAAAAUGGAUGAUGGCACAGAAAGGAACGCGCAUAGGGCCGCUGCCUGGGGGUCGCCGGGGCGCGUCUGGAGCUGGCGCUGGACGCGGCAGCAUGCGGGCGCCAGCCAUGCGCGAGGAGCUGCACGAUCACCUAACAGCCCCUCGCAUCCAUCAUCCCCACCAGAAGGCUUGGUGUCGGCUGGGUCUUCUCGGACUCAGCAAGCGACACCCGCCGCUAGUGGAGCACGUCGCAUGCGUUGGACAAAAUCUAUGAACGAAAACGCAUUGUGGGCGUACAAUAGGGCGAAAGGGGAAGAAACUGUGGGAAUAGCGUAUAGGGCUCGGAUGCAGUGCUUCUUUGCUGAGCUGGAGCCUUCUAUCCCCGUCACGGAACAAAACCUGGCAGACCGAGUUCGCUACAUCAUGCGCUCGAAAAUAUUUGUUGAUGCCGAACUCGAACGACGUGAGGCUAUUCCAUCGUCGAAUGAAUCGGCUAUGGCUGGAGAUGCAGCUCCACAUCCGACAGACCAGCAUCCACACGUGGAAGCCGCCAUGGAUCUUCCAAUUGUGGUUGAUUCGAACGACGAUGAAAUAGUCUCCCACGAACUAAAGCAAAUGAGGAGUAUAUUGGAAGAGGCGAUUUUGGAAACGCGCAGCACCCCUCUCGAAAAUCGACCGCGACUUCCCCGCAUACCCCUAAGCAAGCGAAAUCGGGCUGUUGUGAGGGCUCUUAACCCAAUGCUGGUGACAUUUGGAAGCCAGCCGGUACCUUUGCGAGACGGACUCAAUUCUCUUUGGCGCCGCAGUGACUUCCCAUGGCUGGACGCGCUACUAAACAAAGUAGCGCCAUCCCAGCCUGGAGAAAAAGAAUCGAGGACCGUAUCGCAAAGGCAAGGGCCCUUAUCGGCAGACUGA